UGAUGUGCGGUCACAUCUAAUAAUUUGAGGGCAAAAACCCUUCUUAAGCCCCUCAACUUUUUCGACAGCAAGUGAUAAGCCCCUGAACUAAAAUUGAUGCGAAUAAGCCCUCCAACCCCCCGUCUGAAGCAAAUAAGCCCCUCCAUUAACGAGCCCCUCAACGUCGUUUGUUUAAUGGCUUGUGUGGCAUUUAAUUUACACGUUGUAUCCAACAAAUCGAUCCAAAAGUCUUUUUCCUCUUGCUCUCCUCCAUCAAAACUAGAUCUUAGUUUUUUCUCUUCUUUACCUGAACUAGAUCUGGCUUCCUCACCAUCACACGAUGAUUGAGAGAGGAAUGACUUUUGUCCCUUUCACUUUGUUCCUCAUUAGAUCUUCUUUCCCACGAUGAUUGAGCGAGCAAUGGGUUCUUUAGAAGAUCAAAUUUUUGUCAAUUUCUUGAAGGUUGAGAUUUUGGCAUUUACUUUUUGUUGUUUUGCAUGUUUCCUGUUCGAUGGUUUUCAUUUGAUCUGUUACUUUGAUUUGGGUUUCUCUCUUUUUUUCAUUUAUUCUUUCUUGACUUCGCCAUUGUUAGCCUGGUGUUUGAAUGGAUCUGGGGUUCUGCAAGUUGUUGAACUUGGAUUUCAAGGAGAAAGUUUGUGGAGGAGAGACAAAAUUGUAUCUGUAUAUGUUCAAGAUAUUGACAACAAAUUUGAAUCUAAUUU
Messenger RNA from Rubroshorea leprosula, 701 nucleotides. Lineage: Eukaryota; Viridiplantae; Streptophyta; Magnoliopsida; Malvales; Dipterocarpaceae. The record is from the annotation of a GenBank genome assembly.